AUGGCGUCCAGAGCAGGGCUUAUUUUCGUCCUCGUUCUUACUUUGGCCACCCCCCUGUUCAAGGCCUAUCCCAAGGAGGAGGAGGACCAUGGGGUCCAGAUAGCUGCUGCUACCUCUGCCGAAACUGAAUUGUGGAAUUUAGUGUCUUCGUUGUCGUCGCAGGAGCUGACGGCGCUGAGGCCUGCAGGAUUCAAUCUGAAGGCGUGGUUGCAAAGAAAGGAAAAACAACUUAUCAGACUGUCAAAAAAAAUUGACAAAGUCAUCCGGAAAGCCCUAAAUGACAGCAAUCCCUACCUUCCGCUCAUUUUACGACACUGGCUUCGUGAACAUUUAUGA
Dibothriocephalus latus is the source of this 336-nucleotide messenger RNA. The record is from the annotation of a GenBank genome assembly. Lineage: Eukaryota; Metazoa; Platyhelminthes; Cestoda; Diphyllobothriidea; Diphyllobothriidae.